Messenger RNA from Lytechinus variegatus (green sea urchin), 1773 nucleotides. RefSeq names its product formin-like protein 5. The record is from RefSeq and is a predicted model, not a curated record. The transcript has 2 exons. NCBI's taxonomy places the organism in Eukaryota, Metazoa, Echinodermata, Echinoidea, Temnopleuroida, Toxopneustidae. Bases 1 to 948 code for a protein of 315 amino acids.
AUGGAUGGUUUCGAUAACAUCGUGAGGAAUAAGGUUCCUUUGACAGUGAUUUUCAUGAUAACUUCUAAUUCUGCGAAUAUUGCUAUUUUCAAACCAGAAUCUUUGAUGGAUAUCAUUAUUCCGGCUUGUAUUCCCCUGGCAACCCUCAUUUUGAUCGGCAUAAUUAUCAUCUAUCAGAGGCGGUCUGCCAAUAAAUCCGGAGCGCCGAAAGGUAAAAAGAUUAAAAAAAAGAAGUCGAAAUCCACCAAAAAGACUAAAGCGAGUGCUUCCAAGUCGAAGAACAACUCAAAUAUAAAAGAUUCAAAGACGUCGAUGAGAAUCGGAGAAAAGAAUGCGGUGGAGUUCGAAGAGGAAGACGUGUUGGAGGAUGAUGCUGAAUCCUUAUCAUCAAUGCCUGAUAGAAGUCCACCCCCACCACCAUCACCGCCACCAUCCGCAGCCUCACCACCUCCACCGCCCCAAACACCACCAUCAGUAGCAGCACCUCCGCCGCCGCCACCACCGCCAUCCGCACCUCCGCCACCGGCGCCACCAGCUGCACCACCACCACCACCCCCACCAGCAGCAGCGCCACCACCGCCACCUCCUGGUCCACCUCCCCAACCACCAGGCCCUCCAAUACCAGGGGCCCCACCCGCAUCCCCUGGACCCCCACCACCUACUGGUCCUCCACCUCCCCCAGGACCCCCACCUCCACCUGGACCACCUCUGCCCUAUGACACUCCUCCACCACCUGGACCACCGUUGCCACCCGGACCACCAUCAGCACCCAAUCAAGGUCUACGACCAACCCCUCCGCCACCCCGAAAGAGCAUCCCUGUCGAUCCGAUGGACGCCCUGAAGAAUGCAAUUGAGUUGCGACGCCGUUCUAUGAACAACUCGAAUUCAGCGAAAGGAGUCGUAUGGACCUACACGUAUCCAUCUUGGCCUCCGCCAGUGCCCCCAUGAUCAUUCUAAUAAUUUACUUGGACAUUGUGACAUUGAAACUGUAGCAGAUAUUUAUUGACAUAAAACUCUAGCAGAUACUCAGUGACGCUGUAAUUAUAACGGACACACGCAGUGCUUACUUUCACCUGAUUGCGUCUUACUAGCUCUCAUCUUGUACAUUGUAAGACGGAUUGAAUUUUUCCCAUUUUUUAUCCGCAUUAGGUUCUGUAUUUUAACCCAAACAUGUCUGACAUCCCCACUACUGAUAGCCAGCACUAAUCUCUUGCACCCUAUGACUUAAAAAUAUAUUCAUGUCAUUAUCUAUCAUCACAAUUGUCAAAAUUGUUAAUAAUGAACCUUAGUUCUUUCUUUCUCUUAAAAUAUUCCUUUGCCAAUAACAUUAAUAAUUAAGCUUAUACAAGUCCGCAAGUCGACUGAAAGAUGGUUAAUCUCGAAUUUGUGUAAUUAAUUGUUCUGUUUUUUUUUUGUGUGUGUGUUGUAGAGGGGUAAUUCCAUGUACGUCCGAACCCCAUAUAUGUGGGACCUUUAUAUAUUCCAUGUAUUCUGUUUCUGAUUUUUUGUUCUUUUGACAGUCUGUAAUGCUCUCAAGAUUAGUGAUCAUGGCUUGGUCAGUUCAUGAAGUAAAGUAAAAAUUGAGAAAAAUGUGGGUCGGAUGCACAAGAAAGUAAAUCUUUUGUGGAAUCGCCCAGAAUUUAAGCGCUAUACUCUUCAAGCAACGGGUCCAUAAAACCAUGGCUCUCUCUGGAUAAUAUUAUUCACUUUCACUUUAUCACCUUUCACAUAAAUAUUGAUACGGGGCCUAUAUGAUGGUAAUGACGAAAAUGA